GGUGAGAAGUGUAGUAACAAUGCUUUAGGCAUUGCGUUGUAAGAAACGUUUCAGUUCAUAAAGAAAAACAUGCGUUUUGUGUUGAUGCAUUUGCUAAUAUGUUGGCAAGCAAUAGCAGCCCUAGAAGUCUCAGAAGAAACCAAUUUGCCAUGGAAUGCGACAGAACUGCCAUUCAAUGAGACCGAAGAAAGUACUGGUUUCCUUUCUGAUUCUGAAACUGCUUUAGCCGAAAGAGAGGAGAACACAGAGGAUGUUAAAAAUAUUGGUUUGGAAGAUUUGAAAGGAGGCAAAAGAAAACAUGAAGAAAUUUUAGGUGACAGAGCUUGUGGAACUCCGCCAUUUGUUGAGAAUACCGUCCCUUUUGACUCAAGACAGAACUCUUUCCCCGUCGGAAGUGUGGUCACCUACACCUGUGAGUUUGGCUACGUGGCAUCUGGAUCUAAGCGAUCGACCAACUGUCACGUCUCAAGUGCAACGCAACAAGCAGAAUGGACAGCAGUGCAGCUGAAAUGCAGCCCUCGUUCUUGUGGAGAUCCUGGGUACGUGCCCGACGGUCGAGUCGUAGGAUCUCUUUUCACGUUCCCUCAUAACGUUACCAUCGAGUGCGAUGAGGGCUACGAGCGAAGAGGACACAUGUCGAGAAUUUGCCAGGCAAAUGGAGAAUGGAGCGGAUCGCUAGCCACGUGCCAAAGAAUCCGCUGUCCCAUACCAGCGUCACCACUUAAUGGGAGGACCAUUUUCUCGUCCGAAGAUUAUGGAUCUGAACUCAGAUACGAGUGUCAAAAUGGGUUCAGGCUCGACAGGAAAGAACAGAGAAUGUGUGAUAAGACUGGAAAAUGGAGCGGAAUUGAACCCAUUUGCACAGAAAUGUUUUGUGAUCCACCUGUUGCACCCGAUCAUGGUUCCAUGCAGAUCUUGGACGAAGGCUUAAAACCUGGAAGUUUGGUUCUCUAUGCAUGCGAUGAAGGGAGGACGCUUGUUGGAUCUGCCAGAUCGACCUGUUCGGCUGAUGGCGAGUGGAUCUUUCCAGCUCCUAGAUGCGUGGGCAAGUAUAUAUAUAUUCCUACUGAUUCCGGAUUCUAA
This is a messenger RNA of Uloborus diversus, 1083 nucleotides long. Its product is annotated as protein lev-9-like. Lineage: Eukaryota; Metazoa; Arthropoda; Arachnida; Araneae; Uloboridae. The transcript has 6 exons. The coding region runs from base 70 to 1083 and encodes 337 amino acids. The record is from RefSeq and is a predicted model, not a curated record.